ACGCUUUUCUUUUUCUUUUUCGAGUUUUUUUAGGCCCGAGCUUUAGACCCCUUCUUCUUCUGAAACACGUCCGCCCGCAUCUUUGAUCAAUUGUCGUCCUAUGCUCUCCAUUAUAGAGAGAGAGAGAGAGAGAGAGGAUGACCAAAUAAGCCCACCAAAUUCCAAAGUCCAAGCUUUGAUUCUUCGUUUGAACGACACCAGCAUAGUGAUGCAUCACCUGUCAUCAGCUCGCUUCGUUUUCCACCUUCUUCCUGCUUGCAGCUUGCUUGCUGGGUAAAUGCUAGUUUUUGUUCUUUCUUCCCUUCAUUGGACAGAGGCUCGCAGUCAAUGCCACGAGUGCAUCGUGCAGAGCCAAGGAGGAGUCGAAUCUUGAUCCUCUGUUUGACUGGUUUUUCGGGCUCUUUAAACUUUAUCAACAAGGAGUCUAACAAGCAAGGUACGGCCAGGGCAUUUAAAUUAGAGAAUCUGCAAAAAGCUGUUUGAGGCUUGUUGGGGGUAAUUACAGUUGAGUUGAGUUGAGUGUAUAAACAGUAAGUCAGAUGUGGAGUAAUCUGGGGGUUGUUUGGUUGAGAUGAAGCAUGUUCUCAGAGCUGAUAAAUCUAUUGGGGGCCUGCUUCCGGCCGAGUUCAGAUCGAUGUGCUCGCAGGGGUUCGGUCGCCGGAGGCUGCCAAGACGGGCUUCUAUGGUUCAAAGAUUUGGGGCAGCACUUGAAUGGCGAAUUCUCAAUGGCUGUUGUCCAGGCCAAUAAUUUACUAGAAGAUCAAAGCCAGAUCGAAUCGGGCAAUUUGAGUUCCCUCGAGUCUGGCCCCCACGGUACCUUUGUUGGUGUCUACGAUGGACACGGGGGACCAGAGACUUCGCGCUACGUUAAUGAUCACCUCUUUCAGCAUCUCAAGAGGUUCAUAUCGGAGCACCAAUCAGUGUCUGCUGAUGUUAUACGGAAGGCAUUUCAAGCGACAGAAGAGGGGUUUAUGUCCACUGUUACCAAACUCUGGCCAGUAAGUCCACAGAUUGCAGCAGUUGGAUCAUGUUGCCUUGCUGGCAUCAUUUCUGGCGAUACCCUUUACAUAGCAAAUCUUGGCGACUCAAGAGCUGUUCUGGGAAGAGCAGUGAAGGCGACAGGGGAGGUACUGGCCAUCCAGCUGUCGACGGAGCAUAAUGCAAGUAUAGAGUCCGUGAGACAGGAGUUGUAUUCCAUGCACCCUGAAGACUCUCAGAUUGUAGUACUAAAGCACAAUGUAUGGCGGGUGAAGGGCCUCAUACAGAUUUCAAGGUCUAUUGGAGAUGUAUAUCUGAAGAAGCCUGAGUUCAACCGAGAGCCUUUGAUUGCGAAGUGUCGCCUUCGUGAACCUUUCGAGAAACCAAUAUUAAGUUCAGAGCCAUCAAUCUUGGCGCAACAGCUUGAACCACAUGAUCGGUUUGUCAUUUUUGCAUCUGAUGGACUUUGGGAGCAGCUCAGCAACCAGGAAGCAGUAGAUAUAGUUCAGAAUCACGCACGCAAUGGAAGUGCGAGGCGGCUAGUGAAAGCUGCUUUGCAGGAAGCAGCAAGGAAAAGAGAAAUGAGGUACUCGGACUUGAAAAAGAUUGACCGGGGAGUCCGCCGGCACUUCCACGACGACAUCACGGUCAUUGUCGUGUAUCUGGAUUGGAAUAUGAUGAGUACAGUGAGCUCAAUCAGGUCAGCUAAACUUUCAAUUAGAGGAGGCGGCAUCAACUUGCCUCCCAAUACUUUGGCUCCCUGUACUACUUCCUCGGAGGCCAGCGAUAAUUGAAGAAGCUGCUCUUGGGAUUUCUGUAUUUGUCAUUAUGCUGUUUUCGAUUUAUUUCUAUUGUAUACCAACUACCAAGGCAGCUUCUUUGGCAGAUGAAGAGGAGAUGACCUUAAAACUCUUUCAUCUGAACUGGGACACGGGCUGAAAAUAUGGUCUUUGGAAAUUAAAGAACUCCGUAACUAUAGUUUUAUCAACUGUGUGUGGUAGGAAAGCUCCACUGCAAGCCUCCCUCAGUAGCAAUUUUUGCUUUCAUUUAGUUUAGCUUCGUAUCAGCUCUGUAAAUGAUGUUACUUGAGAAUAUAAUUUGCCUUUUUUUAGAUUCGUUGGGUA
Molecule: messenger RNA, 2102 nt
Organism: Eucalyptus grandis
Lineage: Eukaryota; Viridiplantae; Streptophyta; Magnoliopsida; Myrtales; Myrtaceae
Product: probable protein phosphatase 2C 60
Exons: 5
Coding region: 579-1772 (397 amino acids)
Biological process (GO): protein dephosphorylation
Molecular function (GO): cation binding; protein serine/threonine phosphatase activity
Source: RefSeq, a predicted model, not a curated record